Messenger RNA from Leguminivora glycinivorella, 1579 nucleotides. It is a transcript of the gene Hsp70-14, whose product is annotated as heat shock 70 kDa protein 14. Gene Ontology annotation, biological process: cellular response to unfolded protein; protein refolding. Gene Ontology annotation, molecular function: ATP binding; misfolded protein binding; ATP hydrolysis activity. Gene Ontology annotation, cellular component: ribosome; cytoplasm. The coding region runs from base 105 to 1526 and encodes 473 amino acids. The record is from RefSeq and is a predicted model, not a curated record. NCBI's taxonomy places the organism in Eukaryota, Metazoa, Arthropoda, Insecta, Lepidoptera, Tortricidae. The transcript has a single exon.
UAUUAAUGUUUAAACCAUUUGCAUUUUCAAGUGUUAAGGGCAGUGUGUUAAAACUGAGAAUUUUCUUUGUCUAAAAGUUCAUGAACUCUUAACCAAUUUGCACAAUGGCGGCGGCGUACGGAAUACAUUUGGGCAACAGUUCAGCAUGUUUAGCAUCCUACACAAAUGGUGCGCCUUCAGUAAUAGCCAACGACGCCGGUGAUCGUGUGACGCCUGCGAUAAUUGCUCUCAAUGGUUCAGAAUGGGAGAUCGGCCUGCCUGCAAAGUCUGGACAGGCGGCUACCAAGGCUAUCAUAAAACACAAUAAAAGAUUAAUGAACUGUGAGUUCAAUGAAGAUGAUUUGGCCUACGUUGAGUCUUCCUCAUCAUGCCGUAUUCAAAACGACGAAAAGCUAGUGUACGAGUUCGAAACAAGUGAGACAAAACUGUAUUCAAAUCCUGACAACAUUGCUACUAAGAUUUAUGACAAACUGUUCACUAUUGCUAGCCAUUCCAUGCGAGAUGACGGUGACCUGAAGUUGGUAUUAGCUGCACCAUUGCAUUGGUCUGAUGAAAGCAGGCAGCGCAUUGUAAAAUGUGCAGAAUUGGCUGGAUUUGAUGUACUUCAAGUAAUCUGCGAACCAGCAGCUGCAAUCAUGGCUUACAACUUAGAAGAUACCAUUGAAGACACCAAUGUGCUUGUCUAUAGGCUAGGUGGGUCAUCUUGUGAUGCUUCAAUUGUCAAAAUCAGCGGAGGAUUCAUCAGUGUUGAGAAAAAUAUUUUCCGAUCCGAUUUAGGUGGCCAAUGCUUAACCAAAGAUUUGGCUAACUAUAUUGCACAGGAAUUUAAACAGAAGUGGAAGCUAGAUCCUCAAGAGAGCAGGAGAGCAAUGGCCAAAUUACUUAACCAUGCCGACAACUGUAAGAACAUUUUGUCAACUCUCAACUCUGCUCAUGUUCACAUUGAGUCUUUAUUAGACGGUGUGGACUGGAACCAGAAUGUGUCUAGAGCUAGAUUUGAGAAUGCCAUUUCAUCUAAAAUCCCUUCAUACAUGGAACCGGCAAAGAAAGUGAUUGAAGAGUUCAAUGGAAAAAUUAGCAAAAUUGUUCUUUGUGGUGGAAGCAUGAAGAUACCAAAAUUGCAGUCUGCAAUUGCUAACUUGUUACCAGAAGCUGAGCUACUGUCUGGUAUCAACCCUGAUGAGGUGAUCGCCAUUGGCUGUGCCCGUCAAGCGGGGCUUUUACUGGAUCUACCGGAGAUUACACUGAAUGAACCUAACACUGAAGUGGAGUUCUUAGGCAAGGAUGUCUAUUUAAAAUACCUGGACCAAACUGUAAAGAUUUUCAAAGAAGGUUCACCACCCUUUGCUCAAAAUGUUUGCAAUGUUGAUGUGGACAAAGAUGUGAAGACAAUUGAUUUUACUCUGCAUGAAAACCCUGAUGAAGAACAAUUUGCCACAGAAACCUUUGAUAUUGAGAAGCUAUGUAAACCGUUUACCUUGAAAGCAACUUUGCAACACUCCAAAAUUGUUUUACAAGUUGAAUGAGUUGAGGUUUUAAUAAUUAUUGUAAACAUUGCUUAAAAUAAACAUCUAUUUAA